Anopheles cruzii is the source of this 1201-nucleotide messenger RNA. RefSeq names its product transmembrane protein 43 homolog (gene Tmem43). Gene Ontology annotation, cellular component: nuclear inner membrane. The coding region runs from base 13 to 1140 and encodes 375 amino acids. The record is from RefSeq and is a predicted model, not a curated record. NCBI's taxonomy places the organism in Eukaryota, Metazoa, Arthropoda, Insecta, Diptera, Culicidae. The transcript has 3 exons. Gene Ontology annotation, biological process: nuclear membrane organization.
AACUGGUGAGUGAUGCGCUUUGCUGAAAUUUUACAAUCAUGCUGGCUAACGACCCUCUUCGGUGCGCUUUUGUGCCUCGGUGGAUCGAUACUUCUGGUGUGGAAUGAGGGCCGGGCGAUCAGAAUCAUUCUCUCGCUUGAUGAAGCACUAGCGGAUGCAAUCACCGUGAGGGCGGACAGCCCAUACGAAAAACAGUUCGAAGGACGUUUGGUGCACCUUAAUGGGGCGCUGGCAACGGGGGAGCCCCUCACCGAACCGGACUACAACAUUCAGGUCCAGGCGGUGAAGCUGAAACGCAGAGUGCAGAUGUACCAGUGGGUCGAGGAGACUGUCGAGCACCGGUUCGGCGAAUCGGUAGCAACGGUGGAGACGGAUGAUAGAUCCUACUUCUACAACCGCGAGUGGCGCGAUGAUUUGGUCGACUCGAGAAGCUUCUACAUCCGCAACGGGCACCACAAUCCGACCACAUUUCCGCUCGAUUCAACGGUACACGUCUCCGAGCACGUGUACAUUGGGCCGUACGAGCUGGGCGAUGUGGCCAAGAAUCGGUUCCAAACGUACCAAGAAGUGACGUCCGAUACGCGCCCCGAAGAUCCGUCGGUUCGAUUGCACACGGGGCUAUACUAUCACUGCAACGACAUCUGGAACCCGGAGGUCGGGGACAUUCGGAUACAGUUCGCUUACGCCGGAUUGGAGGGCUCGUACGUGACGAUCGUGGGCAGGCUGGAGAAGGGACGGAUUGUGCCGUACGAAUCGACACACGCGCGAAAAGUGUUGCUGAUGGAGUCAGGUGAACACAAUCUGCACGGGAUUUUUCGCAUCGAGCACCAGCAGCAGCGGUUGGUGACGUGGGGCGUACGAUUCGUCGGCUGGGUGUUGCUCUUUUUCUCGUCCAUUUGCUGCGGCCCGAUUAUGGAGCAUUUGGUGCGCGAGCACAGGUUGUUGCGCAUGUUCGCGCCCCACGGCCGGUUCUCGCUGAUGAACAAUGUUACCUUAUCGCUGUCGGCCGGGUUGGCGAUCGUGUCCGUUGCCUGGAUCGUGUACCGUCCGUGGCUGGCCGGUGGACUGUUGCUCGCGGCCAUGUCACCGUUUCUAUACUGUGCGCGGGGCGUCGUGGGCACCUACCAACGCAUUGACUGAAUGAACCCGUGUGUGGCAUAAAUUUUAAUAAAUUAUUUAUUUAUAAUCUUUGUAACUAACA